Sphenostylis stenocarpa is the source of this 477-nucleotide messenger RNA. Lineage: Eukaryota; Viridiplantae; Streptophyta; Magnoliopsida; Fabales; Fabaceae. The record is from the annotation of a GenBank genome assembly.
AUGGACGAGGCUGCAGCCAUGCAUUCUCUACACCCAUCAUCAAUCUCUUCCAAUUUCCCUCUCAUUUCUGCCUUUGUCGCUUUUGCCCUUGCCCAAUCCAUCAAGUUCUUCACCAACUGGUUUAAGGAAAGAAGAUUGGAUCUGAAGCAAUUAGUUGCGUCUGGUGGAAUGCCAUCAUCUCAUUCAGCAACUGUGACUGCUCUUGCAGCUUCCAUUGGGUUGCAACAAGGCUUUGGAGGACCUCUUUUUGCUACUUCCUUGGUUUUCGCCUGUAUUGUGAUGUAUGAUGCUACUGGUGUAAGAUUGCAAGCAGGACGCCAAGCAGAGGUUUUAAACCAAAUUGUCUAUGAACUUCCUGCUGAGCAUCCUCUUGCCGAAAGCAGACCACUCCGGGAACUUCUUGGGCAUACACCCCGUCAUUGUCGGUGGGAUACUUGGACUCUUGACAGCAAUUGGGCUUCUAAAGCCCGUGACUAG